Penicillium paradoxum is the source of this 3597-nucleotide messenger RNA. RefSeq names its product tubulin-specific chaperone D. The record is from RefSeq and is a predicted model, not a curated record. Gene Ontology annotation, biological process: tubulin complex assembly; microtubule cytoskeleton organization; post-chaperonin tubulin folding pathway. The coding region runs from base 1 to 3597 and encodes 1198 amino acids. Gene Ontology annotation, molecular function: beta-tubulin binding; GTPase activator activity. The transcript is spliced from 6 exons. NCBI's taxonomy places the organism in Eukaryota, Fungi, Ascomycota, Eurotiomycetes, Eurotiales, Aspergillaceae.
AUGGAUGCAGCUGAGGAUCGAGACGUGAAGCUCCAACGGGCCUCUGGGGAUUUGGUGGCCGAGUUUUCGGCGAAGCUGCCCUCGUUAUUGUGGAGAUCCCAAAAGGGGACUCCCCUCCGUACCCCACGCAAGUGGGCGCAAAUCACCAAGACAGAGAAGCUUGUCAGCCUUCUUGAACCUUUCCAAGAGUGGCCUCAACUCUUAGAUCCACACUUGCAGAAGUUGCUGCCUCCUUUAGUGGACGCUUUUCUAGCAUAUUUGAUCAAACAUCGCACCCAGUAUGGGUCUGUUUCAGCCAAGUCCUCGCAGGGAGGAAACACUUACCCCCUACCAAGAGCCAUCUGCAGGCUACUGUACACGUUCUGCAAAGUCCGUGGCGUCAAGGUGAUUAGCAGGUUCUUGAACAAUGAGCCGAAAUAUCUUGACUCGAUGCUACGGGCCUUCAUCGAAUGGGAUGCAGUUCAGUCAUCCAAUCCAGAAGACUUGGUGGAACCUGAAUCCCAGAGGCUCAUCUGGGAAGAACGUUAUGUGAUGCUAGUCUGGCUUUCACAUCUAUUGCUUGCUCCAUUUGACCUGUCUUCCUUAUCGUCCGACAACAUUCCCGUGCCAUACGAAAAUUUGCAACAGUUGAAUUGGCUAUCAUCUGAGACUCCUAUGGUUGCUAAGUCACUCCUUUCCUUGUCCUUGCACUACAUUGGUGCCUCGGGCAAAGAACGAGAGGCAGCAACGGCGCUCUUGGCACGAUUGGCUUUGCGUGGAGAUAUGCAGGCUCUCGGGAUUCUUACGGGUUUGACGAAAUGGGCAUUCGCUACAAUCCAACCGGCUAAGAACGUCGAGUCGCCCUCUGUGUAUGCUUGUAUUGGAGUCCUCACUUUUAUUGCUCGUUUGGGCGCAUCCGGCCAAGUUGAGGACUUUGCUCCCUUGAUCAAUUAUGUCUUCCAGCAGACUCUCAGUGUUUGUCAAGGGCAAUCUUCUGUGUCUGCGACAAUUCAAUCCUCCGCAUUGGCUAGGAAGAUUGUUGUCAAGAUUCUUCGCAACAUAACAGUCAUGGCAUUAGCUGUGAACGAGCGAGGUGAUGGACGCAUCACAGACGAUGAGCUAUCUACCAUAUUGGAAGAUGCGAUUGAUCAUUUUCUGGUCUCCCUAGCUGAUAAAGACACACCUGUGCGAUUUGCAGCAAGUAAAGCACUCAGCAUUAUUACACUGAAAUUGGACCCAGAAAUGGCCACCGAGGUCAUUGAAGCGGUUAUUGGCUCGCUCGGGGAGAAUAUCCUCUUUGAAAAAGAUGAUGGCUCUCUCAUAACACCAUUUGAGGCUCGCAAGAUUGGCAUUCAUACUCUCAAGCGUAAUCUCAGUGCCGUCGAUGCCCAGCAAUGGCAAGGAUUGAUCCUGACACUGUCACACCUGCUUUUCCGUCGGGCACCGCCUAUUCAUCAACUUCAUGAGAUUCUGCAGUCCCUUGUGGCUGGUUUGGGCUUCGAACAAAGGUCCUCUACUGGUAGUUCUGUGGGAACCGGUGUACGAGAUGCGGCGUGCUUCGGUAUCUGGGCUAUGUCUCGAAAAUAUACAACAACAGAGCUCCUGGCAUUGCAAUCUCAGGUAGUAGCAUCUCCAUCUGGUCAGAGGGAAGUCGAUGUACUUCAGAAGCUGGCUGUGGAACUCGUCUGUGCAGCUUGUAUCGAUCCAUCUGGCAACAUCCGACGCGGAUCCUCUGCUGCAUUGCAGGAAUUGAUUGGUCGCCAUCCUAAUACCAUUGCGCAAGGUAUUCCGCUAGUCCAGGUUGUGGAUUAUCAUGCCGUUGCACGACGUUCUCGUGCACUGAUUGAUGUCGCCAAAGCAACAGCUUCCCUGGAUCAGAUUUACUGGAGUCCACUUCUGAAUGCUCUCAUGGGCUGGCGAGGUAUUGGUUCACCAGACGCCGACUCUAGAAGACAUGCGGCCAAGUCUAUUGGAAGCUUGAGUACUCAGGGGCUAUUCAAGACCAUGAAGCAGGUUUUGGAUAAUUUGUUGCAAAUGUUCUCGAGUAUCUCUCGGAGUGAUGUUGAAACUCGACACGGAUGUCUGUUGUCCAUUACUGCUACAGUCGAUGCUUUUAAUUCUCAUUGGGAAGAAUCAGUGGAUAUGAGAGAUACCCCCGAAGCAAAGGCUGUCUCCUCUCAAGUGGCGAAAAUCUGGGACAUCUUUGGUUCUUUAUCAGGCCCUACUGAUGACGACUUGACCUUCCAGACUUCACGUCCAGAAUUGACGGCCGAGGCAUCAUCUUGCUUGAUUUCCUCGCUAUCUCGGUCUACCACUACCAUAGGACUGCCUCAACCUUCAGAACAACUGCUGGAUCGCACACUCCAAGUUCUGUCCCUCUGUGUUUCUCGCAGUGAUGAUAUCUCGAUUGAGACAUCCUCAACUGCCUUAGCGCAUCUGUUUCCCCUUUUAUCGCCAUCAAAGCAGGAAGAAACGAUACGGACUUGGUUUUCUCAUCUUCAUGCUUCAUGGAGAUUGCCGACAGGACGCGGCCAAAUUUUGGCACUCGGUGCAGUAUUUAAACAACUCGGUACACAAAAUGAUCUACAGGAGAAUAUUGUUGCUGAGAUUCUUCGGUACACUGGAAAGGAAGAGCUCAUCGAGAAACGCGUUGCUGCGGUGAAGUGCUUGGCUGCUAAUAUCUUGCCAUAUAUGAGUUGUACUGAUUCAGUCGCGGGCAAAUUUUUGGACUUCUUGAAUGAUUACACCACAGACAGACGAGGUGAUAUCGGAUCUCUCAUUCGAGUGGAGGCGAUUCAAGCAGUCAGUAUCUUGCUGCAAAAGGAACCGAACCGCUCCCCACUCAUUCAAGAUUUGGUUGGAUGUCUUUGCCGUCUUGCCUGCGAGAAGCUUGACAAAGUUAGAUUGCAAGCAUGGAUCGCUCUAGAGGGCUUCUGGGAAUCAGCAGGUGAUCUACCUCCACUCGAAAGAAAAUUCGAACACUUCAGUCACGUCUCAUCACAAGAGUAUUUCGCUCAGCUACUCACCUUGCAGAGUAUCGAAUGGCUGCGUCUUCCUUUAUUGCAAGGACUUGCUACGUCGGCUAUCUCAGGAGCGGAAGGUCUCGUCCGAGCAACCCGUUCAGCUCUUACUCAGUUCCUCAAUUCCCAAGAUCAAUCUCGACGUCAGGAGAUAUUGAUGGUCUUCUUACAAGAUAUUUCCACGAUACUGAGCGACAACCUCCAAGAUGAUCGUUUCGCUAUUCCUGCCGUCGAGUUCGUCGCUUUCCUGAUUGACAGCUACGUUAUCAUCACACCGGAAACCUCAGAUCCAAGUUUCCGAAAAUUGUUUACAUUGGUCCAGAAAGCACAUUUCAAAUCGACAAAUAUCGCUCGAUUGGAAGCGGCAGUCAAAGUCUAUGCUUCCCUGGCAAGGAUUGACUCGCUACGACAGGGUGUUUUGAAGAAGCUGACUGGGCUGCUUUUGCAUCCUUUCCCCAGGGUUCGAUCAAGCGCUGCAGAGUAUCUCUUCGUGGUGACAGAUUCUGAGAUCACUAAAUACGAGGACUGGUCUGCUUCGCCCAAACUCCUGAAACCUCGGGUGGAUGACUUAAAGGUUCUUCUUUCUGUAGAGGGCUAG